GUACCACCGUUUAUAAGGACACAAAGUUUCCAACGUGCGGCGGGACAACACGGAUCAACCGCUGGCUCUGCUUACCUGUUUGUGUGGAAAGAAUUCAAAUAGUGAAUGAAAGUGUUGCCCACAGCCACAGCCUUGCGAUCUUCAACUCAGUGUUCUUGUGUCGGUUUGUCAUUUUUUUAAGUGAGGGAUGUUGUGGUGAUUUAAGUAGUGUUUACAAGUUUCAUCCAGCAUUUUGUUUAAUAUACCUAAAGCUACACCUAGGGUGCAUAUUUUCUGCAAAACUACAGUGCUAACUCAUUAUUCUGACUAUGUAUCGAAUAAAUCUGACCACGUUUACAUUACUUUUAGCACUCACUGUAGGCAGUUUGAUGUCGGAGUCGUUGCACCCAUCCGAUGGUGCCAUCAAAGAUUUGUACGAAUAUCUUCUGCAACGGGAAUAUGCUGCCCCCGUAUCGUAUGCUGAUCACCAAAUCAAGCGAAAGGCAGUUCGAUCACCAUCGCUGAGGCUACGUUUUGGAAGACGAAGUGACCCGAGCGUGCCAUUGCGUCCCGAGGAAGAUGAACUGAUGGACCAAAAAGCAAUACGAGCACCGCAGCUUCGUUUGAGGUUUGGAAGAAACGACCCACUCUGGACUUCGUUCAACGAAAAUGCUUUGCUGGAGGAAAACUUUGAAAAGCGAGCACCAUCGCAAAGACUACGGUGGGGACGAUCGAACCUAUUCGGCAAUCUGGUUAACCAGUUCCAGCAGGACGAUGUGAUGCAGCAGAAAGCAAUACGGGCACCGCAGCUAAGACUACGCUUUGGAAGAACCGAUCCAUCCUGGGCCAUGUACAAUGAACAUCAGCUAGCACCCGGUCAGCAGUCACAGGUGGUCAAUGAUGCAAGUGAAAAACGUGCACCGACCCAAAGGCUCCGAUGGGGCCGUUCCGAUCCUGCAUUAUCGAAAGAUUCUUCUGAGGACAAAGCGCUAGAAGCGGAGGAAAGCGAAGGCAACAACGUUGAUGACAAGUAAACAACAUGCACGGUAACUACCUGUAUCCCAUCCAGUCGUCGUCGUCGACGUCAUUUGCACAUUCGCGUACCCGGAACAUUCCUAAAAACGAAACACAAGACAAACCUGCUGCUAUAUGAGGGGAAGAAACUCCGUACCAAACGGAAUAUCUUUCACUACUCUCUUAAUGCGUUGGCCAUGGCUUACAGUUGGAAGCGGCUAAUUCUAGACAUCGUCAUACAAAUAAUACCCGUGUUGUCCGCAAUACCAUAUAAACGCAACUGGACAUUUGUUGUUUGUUUUUGCCCCUGAUCAAUGGCUAGUUUGGUUUCGAUCAAGAUGGCCGCCAUUUAUCCAGACGCGAUCGUCUAGCAAGCGAUCUAGCAAGUAGAACAUUUUCAUCGAACAAUUACAAAACUAAGCGCAAGAAUAUAUUAGCAAUCGUGUUGAUUAGCAAAAGGCUACCGUUGUUCUACAGUUCAGCAACGAUUGUACAUGGCAAAUGACAACUUUAACUGUACCCUUUAACAGCACCACUUUCAUACUGCAAAUCUGUUGAAAUUUUAUUGUAUUCAAAUUUGUGAAAAUUUGCAGCAAAAUUCCAACAGAUUUCAUUUCCAUCAGCUAUAUAUUAGUAUGUAAACAUCUACAAAGUACACAAAGCUACACGUUAAAGAUGCGAUAAUGCGAACCACCCUUCAAUGGAUGAUGAUUACCUUACGGCUCUUGCGGUGAAAGUUUUUUUCUUUCCUGAGCAGCACCUGUCUAUAACACCGCGCAAAAGAAAUGAGUUACGUUCAGAAAAAUCAAAAGAACAACAAGCAACACAAACGAAACUUUUAUUUUUUGUAUACUUUUGCCUUAAGACAAAUGCGCGCUAAACAUUUAGUUGCUUAAAGAUACAGGCAGAUAGAUAAGCAUACAUGCCUGUAACCAUUCACCAUACCACACUAAUCGGGCACGAUCUUGUCAAUGGUUAUGCGUUUGAAGUAAAAUUUUUCCGAGCAAAAGGGAGACAGCAUAAAUAAUGUGUUGGCCAUGUCACAUCACACAUCACACACCUAACCGAACCCUACGCUGCUGCUCGAAGCCAAGCAAAUCAAAUGCAUUCCAAUCGGUAUACAUUGCGGUAUAUUAGCAGUAGUUAUGCUAUAAGACUAUAAGAUUUAUGAUGGCAUGCAUCAAUGCAUACUGUGAAAACUUAGCUGAAACAUAUUAUAAAUAAAAGCAAGUCUAAAAAUACAUAUUUUUAAUGCAUCUGCAGCCGAUCGUGAAAGGAUAAACUAACAAUGAUCAUGUGUAUGUACAUAUAUUUAUAAACAAAUAAAAUAUUACCUAGCGGAUACAACCACA
This is a messenger RNA of Anopheles funestus (African malaria mosquito), 2345 nucleotides long. RefSeq names its product short neuropeptide F (gene sNPF). The record is from RefSeq and is a predicted model, not a curated record. The transcript has 6 exons. NCBI's taxonomy places the organism in Eukaryota, Metazoa, Arthropoda, Insecta, Diptera, Culicidae. The coding region runs from base 309 to 1013 and encodes 234 amino acids.